AUGUCAACUCACCGCCUGUCAUCCCCAUUGCUCUCUCUCUACGUCGCAUUGCUCUUCCUGCUUCAACUGGGAAGCUCCUACCAAGAUAUAUCCGACAACACCUUGCGAUCCCUUCCCCGACCGAACGAUGACUUCGAUAUCAACCACGGAGCGCUAUUGUCCCCCAUCCUGAGGCCCCGUGUUUCCGGCACCGAGGGUUCCGCUGCUGUCCUCAAUCACUUCGCGAACUUCGUCCGAACAUCGCUCCCCGACUGGAACAUUCAGCUCCAAAACUCAACCUAUACAACCCCUGUGUCGAACGGGAAAGAAGUUCCAUUCACCAAUUUCAUCGCGUCUCGCGACCCCCCGUGGGCAAAGAAGGGAGAUGUGGGAAGGUUGACACUGGUUGCGCAUUAUGACAGUAAAUACGAGCCGGAGGGAUUUAUCGGGGCCAUUGAUAGCGCAGCCCCUUGCGCUAUGUUGAUGCAUACCAUGCGCAGUAUCGAUACGGGUUUGACGGAGAAGUGGAAGGCGAUGAAAGCAGAGGGCCGGACCCACGCGUCGCUGGAAGAACAGAAGGGCAUCCAGAUCAUCUUCCUGGAUGGCGAGGAGGCGUUCAAGGCAUGGACCGACACCGAUUCGCUCUACGGUGCUCGCUCCUUGGCGCAAGAAUGGGACUCAGAAGUUCAUCCGGCCAUGUCAACGUUCAAAUCUCCAUUAUCUUCGAUAUCCCUAUUUGUGCUUUUGGAUCUGCUAGGUGCCAAAGGUCCGACCAUCCAAUCGUUCUUCGGCACGACCCAUUGGGCAUAUAAGAAGUUGGCGGCCCUUGAACGCCGUUUCCGGGAUCUCAAACAGUUCAAAUCCGCCCCGCAGGAUUCCCCCGAAGGCGCAUGGUUUAUACACGAUUCAAAGAAUGAGCAUGAAGUCAGCCCUUGGCUUUCUAUACAGGACGACCAUAUUCCCUUCAUGGCCCGCGGCGUGGAGAUCUUACACGUGAUUGAUGCACAUCCCGCCACCGGAUUCCCCGAGGUAUGGCACAACCACCGGGGGGUGCCGGACGACGGCGAGCACUUGGAUGGCAACACCGUCGAGGAUUGGAGUAUGCUCGUGACUGCGUUCGCUGCCGAGUGGAUGGAGCUGGAGGGCUUCAUGCCGACACAAACCAAAAAUAAACGAUCGGCACCCAAGAAGGAGCCAACCUGGGAUAAAACCGAGUUGUAA
Molecule: messenger RNA, 1200 nt
Organism: Aspergillus steynii IBT 23096
Lineage: Eukaryota; Fungi; Ascomycota; Eurotiomycetes; Eurotiales; Aspergillaceae
Product: glutaminyl-peptide cyclotransferase family protein
Exons: 1
Coding region: 1-1200 (399 amino acids)
Molecular function (GO): zinc ion binding; glutaminyl-peptide cyclotransferase activity
Source: RefSeq, a predicted model, not a curated record